This is a messenger RNA of Photinus pyralis (common eastern firefly), 2276 nucleotides long. Its product is annotated as xaa-Pro aminopeptidase 1-like. Gene Ontology annotation, molecular function: metalloaminopeptidase activity. The record is from RefSeq and is a predicted model, not a curated record. NCBI's taxonomy places the organism in Eukaryota, Metazoa, Arthropoda, Insecta, Coleoptera, Lampyridae. Bases 279 to 2093 code for a protein of 604 amino acids. The transcript has 2 exons.
UUCCAUUAUAAGAGAGAUUAGAUUUUUCUACAGAAAAUUUUUGCACAAUGAUUCUAAGUAGGGUAAGUACCUAUGCGCUGGUUUAAUAAUCAACAGCACACCUUUGGACUUGGUGAUUUCAUCGUAGUAAUUUGCCAACAAAGAGAAUUCUCUAUGUAGGACGCGUGCCAAGAUAACACCAUAAGUAAUUGAAAGCAAACAUUUGGUCACCGAUUGAGGUAUAAGUACAGAGGUAGUAAAUCGCAAACUGAACAGUGUAUUCAAAUUUCUCAUCAGACAUGGAAAGGCGUAAAGAUACUACAAAUUUGCUGAAGCAGUUGCGCUCUGUUAUGAAAGAGAAGAAAUAUUUUACGGAGGUGUUACACGCAUACCUCAUACCCUCGGGCGAUACGCAACGAAGGGCUUACGUUAGCGGUUUCACUGGAAGUGCAGGAAGUGCAGUUAUCACGCUUGAAAAUGCCUGCGUGUGGACCGACGGACGCUACUUUCUACAAGCAACGCAGGAAAUGGAUUCAAACUGGACACUAAUGAAGGAAGGUUUAGCAUCGACUCCUACUCAGGGCGAAUGGCUGAUUAGCACCCUCCCUUCACGUUCCUACAUCGGUGUUGACCCAGAGGUGAUCGGUCAAAGUGAAUGGACAAGGUUGAAGAAUCAGCUCGAUAUUUACGACCACCGAUUGGUUGCCGUCGAGACGAACCUAGUCGAUUUGAUAUGGACCGAUCGGCCACCGAUUGUACGAAAUCCAAUCGUUCCUCUCGAACUCGAGUAUACCGGCAGUACUAUCGCCAACAAACUAAACGAGGUCUACGCCCGAAUGGGGAGGACUAACGUGAAGAUACUAAUGCUAACUGCACUAGAUGAGAUCGCCUGGCUGUUGAAUUUGAGAGGAAGCGAUUUGGGGUACACGCCCGUUUUUCGUUCAUUCGUAAUGAUUGUGGAGAAUUCGGUAACUUUAUUUAUCCAUCCCCAGCAAACAACCCCCGAUCUUAUGGCACAUUUCAAAGUGGAAGCACCUGGAGCUGUGUUCGACAUUCGCCCAUACAGCGCAAUUGCGUGCAGUGUGCGUCAGGCGAUUGAUGCCAUACAGGGUGGUUUGGUUUGGUUCUCUAACGACGCCAAGUACUUUAUAACCAGUCUCGUUCCGCCCAAAAGACUGAAGAUGGGGGCCACGCCGUGCGCAUUGUUAAAAACCGUGAAAAAUAGCGUUGAGAUCCACGGUAUGCGAAAUGCCCACAUUAAAGAUGCGGUAGCAGUCUGCAAUUACUUCGCGUGGCUAGAGGAAGCCGUUCAAGAGCAAGUUGUAACGGAAAUAUCCGGUGCACACAAACUAACGCAGCUAAGGUCGGAACAAAGAGACUUCGUGUCGCUCAGCUUUAACACAAUCAGCGCCGUGGGUGACCACGCCGCGAUCAUUCACUACGCCCCCAAGCCCGAAACCGACAUCCCGAUUACAAUGGACGCGUUAUACUUGUGCGAUUCCGGCGCCCAGUUCAAAGAUGGCACGACCGACAUCACGCGUACCAUUCAUUUAGGCGCACCCACUGAGUUUGAGCGGGAAUGCUUUACAAGGGUGUUAAAGGGCCAACUGAAACUUGCAAGGGCUGUGUUUCCGAAGAGCCUCAAGGGUGACCACUUGGAUUCUUUUGCACGCGAGUUUUUAUGGGAGCGCGGUUUGGACUACGCGCACGGUACCGGACACGGUGUUGGGUCCUAUCUGAACGUGCACGAGGGUCCUAUAGGAAUAACCUCCAAACCAAUGCCUGACGAUCCCGGUUUGGUCGAAGGGAUGAUAUUGUCAAACGAACCCGGAUACUAUCAAGAUGGCAAGUUUGGCGUACGCAUUGAAGAUUUGGUAUUGGUCGUCUCGAUUCCGACACCGCAUGCCAACGGGGAGUAUCUGACAUUUGAGACGCUAACGUUGGUGCCGAAGCAAACGAAGUUGAUUAACGUUGAUCUAUUGACCGACCAAGAAAUUCGACAGAUAAACGACUUUCAUAAAAAAUGCCGGGAUGUGAUUGGCCCGCUUUUAGGUCCGCACGCUAAAAGUUGGCUUUGGAAGGAAACGCAGCCUCUGAACCCCAAAUUAUUUUAAAUUUUAAAUGCGUAUCAAUUUCAUUUAUGACAUAUCCUUGAAAGGAAAUUAUUGAGCAAACUAAUCCCAUUAUUUAUCGUUAGGUUAAUUAGUCGUUAGCAACUUGGCAAUAGAUGUGUUAACCUUUGAUCAUGAAAAAAUUGGAGUUCACAUUCCAAACCACCUGAAAAUCAAUCUGCAACC